AUGAGUUUCGGUGCUAAAGUCUCUAAAUUUUUGAGAUUUUUAGAAAUUCCUGCUAAAGAUAGGGCCUCCGUGAAUUUUCUGAGGAACCCUGAUUUGCAACCUAUCAAGUCUGCAAAUCAAACAUGGGGGUUCUGGUCUAAUUUUGCGUAUUGGGGUGUUCUGUCAUUCAACGUCGGUAUGUGGAUAGGCGGUUCGUCUGCACUAACUGUUGGGUUGAGUUACUCAGAGACCAUUGGUGCAUUUAUUAUUGCCGAUAUCUUGACCAUUAUGUUUGCCUUGGCCAACUCUUGUCCUGGUUAUGACUGGAAGGUCGGUUUCACUCUGGCUCAAAGAUUCGUCUUUGGAAUUUACGGUUCAGCCCUUGGUAUCAUCGUCAGAAUUUUAAUGAGUAUUGUCUAUUACGGUUCGAACGCUUGGUUGGGUGGUCUUUGCGUAAACAUGAUAUUGGAUUCCUGGUCUCACCAUUACCUGCAUCUACCUAAUACUUUGUCCUCGAAAGUUGCCAUGACCACCAAGGAAUUGAUCGGCUUCAUUAUCUUCCAUGUCCUCACCGCGUUCUGUUACUUUAUGAAACCAUACCAUAUGAACUACAUUUUAAUUUGGUCGUGUGUUGGUACUUUCUUUUCCAUGCUGGGUAUGGUAAUUUACUUGACUAAGAACGCUCAUGGUGUUGGUGACUUGUUUACCUCGACUAAAUCAACAGCCACUGGUUCUGCAAAGGCUUGGGCUUGGGUUUAUACAAUCUCGUACUGGUACGGUUCCGUUUCUCCAGGUUGCACCAAUCAAAGUGACUUCUCAAGAUUUGGUUCCUCUAAUUGCGCUAUCUGGACCGGUACUAUAGUUGCUUUACUAAUACCAGCAACUUUGAUCCCAGUCUUCGGUAUUAUUGGUGCUUCCGCUUGUGAAAAAUUAUAUGGUCAAACAUUUUGGAUGCCUAUGGACAUCUUUGACAACUGGUUGACAACUAACUAUUCCGCAGGCGCUCGUGCAGGUACAUUCUUCUGUGGUCUUUGCUUUGUUAUGUCUCAAAUUUCUUAUACGAUCUCCAACUGUGGAUUUGCCAGUGGUAUGGAUUUGGCUGGUUUGUUACCCAAGUAUGUUGAUAUCAAAAGAGGUGCUAUUUUUGCCGCAUGUGUCUCCUGGGCUUGUUUACCAUGGAACUUUUACAACUCCUCUUCUACUUUCUUAACUGUCAUGAGUUCUUUCGGUGUCGUUAUGACGCCUAUUAUUACCGUCAUGAUCUGUGAUAACUUCCUGAUCAGGAAGAGACAAUACUCCGUUACCAAUGCCUUUGUCCUAAAUGGUGAAUACUACUACACCAAGGGUGUGAACUGGAGAGCUAUUGUUGCCUGGGUUUGUGGUAUGGCUCCCGGUCUGCCCGGCAUUGCGUGGGAAGUCAAUAACGACUAUUUCCACAACACUGGUAUUAUAAAUUUUUUCUAUGGUGAUUCUUUCUUUUCCUUCUUAAUUUCUUUUUUCGUCUAUUGGGGACUAUGUACCUUUUUCCCAUUCAAAAUUACUGUUAAACAUGAUGACAAAGAUUACUAUGGUGCAUUCACCGACGAAGAAGCAAGAAAGAAGGGCAUGGUUCCAUACAGUGAAAUUUCUGAAGAAGAAAUCCGUGCUUACACGUUGGGCGAAUGUUACACCACUGGACACGAAUAUCAACCUGAAAGCUCUGAUGACCAACAACCUGAGUUGAUUAAGACUAGCUCAGAAAACACAAAAGUAUUUGAAAUCGUUCAUCAAAAAGAUAAUGAAAAGGAAUCCUCUACUUCCAGUGAACAAAUUGCCUAA
Molecule: messenger RNA, 1797 nt
Organism: Saccharomyces paradoxus
Lineage: Eukaryota; Fungi; Ascomycota; Saccharomycetes; Saccharomycetales; Saccharomycetaceae
Gene: THI72
Product: thiamine transporter
Exons: 1
Coding region: 1-1797 (598 amino acids)
Biological process (GO): transmembrane transport; nucleobase transport
Cellular component (GO): plasma membrane
Molecular function (GO): nucleobase transmembrane transporter activity
Source: RefSeq, a predicted model, not a curated record